Molecule: messenger RNA, 738 nt
Organism: Didymodactylos carnosus
Lineage: Eukaryota; Metazoa; Rotifera; Eurotatoria; Philodinida; Philodinidae
Source: the annotation of a GenBank genome assembly
AUGGUAACUGGUGGUGCAAGUGGUAUUGGUUAUGCAACUGUUAAUGAAUUUGCCAAGGAAGGUGCUACGGUAGCUAUUUUCGAUUAUGAUGAAGAAAUAGGAAAAAAGGCUGAAGAACAGUUAAGAUCAGAAGGAAAAAAUGUUACAUUUUAUAAAGUGGAUGUAUGUUCAUUUGGCGACGUUAAAAAUGCUGUAUAUAAAUUUGCAGAACAAAAUGGAGGUGUGAUACAUCAUCUAGUCAAUGGAGCAGCAACGUUCAUCUUCAAAGGCUUGGAUGCUACAUUAGAGGAUUUUAAUAAAACAUUUACGACGAAUGUCAGUGGUUAUGCAUUCACGGUACAAGCUGUUCAUCCAUUUAUGAAAAAAGCCGGAGGUAAAGGUUGUUCAAUUAUUAAUAUUGCCUCAGUAUCGGGUUCUCGUCCUGAGGCAAAUAAAUGGACUUACAAUAGUAGUAAAGCAGCUGUUUUAACGUUAACAAAAUGCAUGGCAUUAGAUUUAAGUAAAGAUGGUAUUCGUGUCAAUUCUGUUUCACCAGCUGGUACUUGGACAUCCGCGCUUCUAAAUACAUUACCUGGUCCAGGUGGACGUGAAAAAUGGGAACCAAUUUUUGCUCCGCAGUAUAUGUUACAUCGAUGUGCUGAACCAAUAGAAAUAGCACGGCCAAUUUUAUUUUUGUGUUCGGAAGAUGCAUCGUUUAUUACUGCCAUCGAUUUACCAAUCGACGGAGGUCAUAUGUAA